AUGAGGACACGUCGUUUGCUCGUGAGUACUUUCCGUACUCAGCAGCGAGCCUUCUCGGCGUCUUCGACGAGACUGCACAGCUAUGGCUUCAUAGGCCUUGGCCAAAUGGGCUACCAGAUGGCCAAGAAUCUACAAUCCAAGCUGUCGCCUUCCGACUCUGUAAGACUGUUCGAUAUCAACAAGGACGCGAUGCACCGGCUGGCUGAGGACAUGCGGACUUCGCAGUCGGGCGGCGCUGUUGUAGAGCUGGCGGACAAUGUGGCGGACGCUGCCAAAGACGCUGAUACUCUAAUAACGGUGCUACCUGAACCGUCACAUGUAAAGGACGUUUACUCGGCGAUAUUAAGAGCCAGCAUCCCACAAAAGCGCAGAAUCUUCAUUGACUCGUCGACCAUAGACCCGUCGUCAUCACGCGAAGUUGCUAAAUGGGUUACAGACGCGCACCAGGGCGAAUUCGCCGAUGCCCCAAUGUCGGGGGGAGUCGUGGGUGCCGCAGCCGGUACGCUGACCUUCAUGCUAGGCUCUACAGAAGAGCUACUACCUAGGAUAGAGCCAACUCUACUGCGGAUGGGCAAGCGGGUUCUGCACUGCGGUCCACAGGGGACAGGUCUCAGCGCCAAGCUUGCGAACAAUUACCUUCUCGCCAUCAACAACAUCGCAACAGCCGAAGCCAUGAACCUCGGCAUCCGGUGGGGUCUUGAGCCGAAGACUCUUGCGAACAUCAUAAACGUCAGCACGGGUCGUUGCUGGCCUUCAGAGGUGAACAACCCCGUCAAGGGUGUAGUGGAGACGGCGCCUGCCGGUCGUGAUUACGCCGGUGGGUUCGGCAUCAGCCUCAUGAAGAAGGACCUCAAGCUCGCUAUUGUGGCUGCCCAAGAGGCGGACGCAAAGCUUGAAUUAGGCGCUCGUGCACGUGAAGUCUACGAAGAGGCUGAGAAAGCCGAGGGCUGCAAGGGCAGGGAUUUCUCCGUCAUCUAUCGGUUCAUUGGCGGCAAGGAAUAA
Molecule: messenger RNA, 1002 nt
Organism: Xylaria bambusicola
Lineage: Eukaryota; Fungi; Ascomycota; Sordariomycetes; Xylariales; Xylariaceae
Product: NAD binding domain of 6-phosphogluconate dehydrogenase-domain-containing protein
Exons: 3
Coding region: 1-1002 (333 amino acids)
Biological process (GO): L-valine catabolic process
Cellular component (GO): mitochondrion
Molecular function (GO): NADP binding; 3-hydroxyisobutyrate dehydrogenase activity; NAD binding
Source: RefSeq, a predicted model, not a curated record